Molecule: messenger RNA, 4018 nt
Organism: Esox lucius (northern pike)
Lineage: Eukaryota; Metazoa; Chordata; Actinopteri; Esociformes; Esocidae
Product: cAMP-specific 3',5'-cyclic phosphodiesterase 4C
Exons: 19
Coding region: 1037-4018 (993 amino acids)
Biological process (GO): signal transduction
Cellular component (GO): perinuclear region of cytoplasm; nucleus; cytosol
Molecular function (GO): 3',5'-cyclic-AMP phosphodiesterase activity
Source: RefSeq, a predicted model, not a curated record
GGGGUGUGUGGGAGGAGUCAGUGUUGUGUAGCUGUAUUUUUCUGUGGAGACUAGGGGGUCGAGGUAGACCACUAUAAGAGAUAAGGGGAGAGGAACAGUGGGUGUUAUACCAUAAAUAUUUGUAUUUACUCAGCCCAGCAUUCCUUCAUCGAUUCUUGCUGUGACACUGGUGCUCUGUUAGUAGUAAGGCAGAGAAGGAACGGAAGAGAGGAAGGGACAGAGAGGGGUGAGUGCCCGGGAGAUAGGUGAGUGUGAUAAAGCAAGGUAGAGUGAAAUAGGAAGAGAAAGAGAGCGAUGGAGUGAUCGGGCAAGCAAGGGAGAGACGGAUAGAGAGAGCGCGAGACAGAAAGAGAGCGAGCGAUACGGAGAGCGCGAGGCAGAAAGAGAGCGAGCCAUUGGGAGAGCGACAGGAAGAAAUAGACCGACGGCGGCGUCUGAACCCGCCUCGCUAUUGAUCUUGAAGCGAUCAAGGGUGCUAAACUGAGGUCCGCCACGCCGACCAACAGGGCAGUGAUGUCAGGGUCACACCCUUCUGCCAAUCAGACCUGGGAUUCUAAGACGUUCUGUGUUCGGUUGCACAGAUAAACCAAUCACGUGCAGACGUGGCUCUCUGCAUCCUGAGGAGUCCAGGUCCAAAGGAACAAUCAGACAAAGGAUUACUGGCCCACGUACCUGGCCAAAAUCAACCAAUCCAGAGGAUGGCAAGGAUUAAUUGCUCCUCCCAAACGCCCAAUCGGAUUGCAGAUUACUAACCACAUCAUUGGAUUGUAUAUUUUUUGAGGGGAUUCUGAGGAACUACAGUUGCAGCCAUUCAGAGACUGAGGAAGACUGGGGCAUCAGGAGUUGGGCGAAGUGAUAGGCUACUGAGUCCGAUGGGGGCGUGACCUGUGGUUGUGACCCGGUCUGACCCCGGCUGGUUUGACUUUGUACCUGUAACCCCUGAACUCUGGUCCUGGCUCUCCAGCUGCUGUGCUGCUUGGGUUCCGGUCCCAUCCGCUCCGGGGGAGGGACCAACAAGAACAAUCAGCCAAUCGCAAUGAAGAGGAGUCGUAGUGUGCAACGCCUGUCGGUGGCCGGAGAGGAGGAUAAUGACGCUGAUUUAUUGGACUGUGCUGAGAAGGCGGAGUCAGGAAGCUACAGCAGUUCCUAUACGUCAGGGGCGACAUUGGGGGCGGAGCUACGAAGGGGGAGGAGCAGGAGGCUAGCCUCCAGUCUGCAGGUUCCAUGUUGGCUCCGCCCCCGAGACAGGACACGCUCACCUGAGGUCUUGAAUAACGUGUCACGACCUACGACCCUGCCGCUUUGCAUACCACCACGCAUAGCCAUCACACCUGCAGAUGUAGACUGUGAUCUGCAGAAUGGGGUGUCUCCAGCUCACACUCCUCUGGGCUCCCAGAGUCCCAGUCUGACCCUUCACCCCAACUUCCCCCUGGGGGGGCGCCGCGAGUCCUUCCUCUACCGCUCAGACUCCGACUACGACAUGUCCCCCAAAACCUCAGUCUCCCGCAACUCCUCUAUUGCCAGCGAGGGGCAUGUGGGAGAAGACUUUAUUGUUACUCCGUUUGCUCAGGUGUUGGCCAGUCUGAGGUCAGUGCGGAGCAACUUCACCCUCCUCGCCAACAUUUCCACGACAACCAUCAGGAGGUCGUCAAUGGGCUGUGUGGUGUCCCCCAACCCCAGGACGGCCAUGUCGGAGCAGCAGUACGAGCAGCUAGCUCUGGACACACUGGAGGAACUGGACUGGUGUUUGGACCAGCUGGAGACCAUACAGACCCACCGCUCUGUCAGUGACAUGGCCUCCAACAAGUUUAAAAGGAUGUUGAAUAGGGAGUUGUCUCACUUAUCAGAGAUGAGUCGUUCUGGGAACCAGGUUUCUGAGUACAUCUCCAGCACCUUCAUGGACCAGCCCAAUGAGGUGGAGCUGCCUUCUCCUACUCUAAAGGAGAAGUCUAUGAGUCAGAUCAGUGGCGUGAGGAAGCUUUCCCACAGCUCCAGCCUUUCUUCAUCUGUGCCGCGCUUUGGAGUCAACACUGAACACGAAGACCAGCUAGCUAAGGAGCUGGAGGACCUUGAUAAAUGGAGCUUCAACAUCUUCAGGGUGUCAGAGUUUUCCAACAGCAGACCUCUCUGCUGCAUCAUGUAUUCCAUCUUCCAGGAGCGAGAGCUCCUCAAGACAUUCCGUAUCCCUGUUGAUACCUUUGUGACCUACGUGAUGACUCUGGAGGACCAUUACCACGGCAACGUGGCCUACCACAACAGCCUCCACGCUGCCGACGUCACCCAGUCCACGCACGUUCUUCUCUCCACACCCGCACUCAACGCUGUGUUUACAGACCUAGAGAUCCUAGCUGCCCUGUUUGCUUCAGCCAUCCAUGAUGUGGAUCACCCUGGUGUCUCCAACCAGUUCCUCAUCAACACCAACUCUGAGCUGGCCCUCAUGUAUAAUGAUGAGUCAGUCUUGGAGAACCAUCACUUGGCCGUGGGCUUCAAGCUGCUCCACCUGGAGAACUGUGACAUCUUCCAGAACCUGACCAAGAGACAGCGUCAGAGCCUCCGCAAGCUGGUCAUUGACAUGGUGUUGGCCACAGACAUGUCUAAACACAUGACUCUCCUAGCUGACUUGAAGACCAUGGUGGAGACGAAGAAGGUGACCAGUUCAGGAGUCCUCCUGUUGGACAACUAUACAGAACGCAUACAGGUCCUGAAGAACAUGGUUCACUGUGCAGACCUCAGUAACCCCACCAAGCCUCUGGCAGUGUAUCGGCAGUGGACUGAACGCAUCAUGGAGGAGUUCUUCAGACAAGGGGACAAGGAGAGGGAGAAAGGCAUGGAAAUCAGUGCCAUGUGUGACAAACACACAGCAUCAGUCGAGAAGAGCCAGGUGGGAUUUAUAGACUACAUCGUCCACCCCCUCUGGGAGACCUGGGCAGACCUGGUCCACCCUGACGCCCAGGACCUCCUGGACACCCUGGAGGAGAAUCGAGACUGGUACCAGUCCACCAUGCCUCAGAGCCCUUCUCCUCCUUACGACAAACACCUGCUCACAGACCGCUUCCAGUUUGAACUGACCCUUGAAGACCUGGAGCCCAAUCAGAACCACAUACAGCCAGCCAACGGGUCCGGACACACAGCCAGACAGGAGAACAGGAACCAGGGCCACACAGAGGAGAACCACACAGCCAAACAGGAGAACGGGGACCAGGGCCACACAGAGGAGAACCACACAGCCAGAAAGGAGAACGGGGACCAGGGCCACACAGAGGAGAACCACACAGCCAGACAGGAUAAUGGGGACCAGGGCCAUACAGAGGAGAACCACACAGAACCAGGUUCGGAGGAGAACCAUGUUCUGGUAGAGGAGAGCGGAGAGAGGGGGAACCAGUGCAGAGAGAAUGGAGUAGAUAAACAUGAGGGAAAAGAGAAGGAAGAGGGAGACGAGAAGGAGCAGGGAGAAAAGGAGGAGGAAGAAGGAGGUGGAGUGGAGGAAGAUGUGGAGGGAGAAAUGAAAGAUGCGGAGGAGGGGGAAACAACAGAAAGGGAGGAGGAGGAGAAAGAAGAGGACCAGCCAGAGGAAGACAUAGUGGAAAUAGAUGAUGAAGAGGAGGAGAAACAUGUGGAAAUACUAGAGGAAGAGGAGGAUAAACAUGAGGAAAUACUAGAGGAAGAGGAGGAUAAUCAGGUGGAAAUAGAAGAUGAAGAGGAGGAUAAACAUGUGGAAAUACUAGAUGAAGAGGAGGAUAACAUUAAGGAAAUACUAGAGGAAGAGGAGGAUAAACAUGAGGAAAUACUAGAUGAAGAGGAGGAUAAACAUGAGGAAAUACUAGAGGAAGAGGAGGAUAAACAUGAGGAAAUACUAGAGGAAGAGGAGGAUAAACAGGAGGAAAUACUAGAAGAAGAGGAGACUUUAGAUGAAGAACAAAAGGACAUGAGCACUAGCCCCCCGCCCGCCCGCCCGCGCCCCCCCCCCCGCCGCUCCAGGACCCCGCGCCCUGGGCAGGGAGGGGAUUGGCCACUAUGA